This is a messenger RNA of Coffea eugenioides, 1623 nucleotides long. Its product is annotated as probable leucine-rich repeat receptor-like protein kinase At1g35710. Gene Ontology annotation, molecular function: protein binding. The record is from RefSeq and is a predicted model, not a curated record. The transcript has 3 exons. The coding region runs from base 1 to 1623 and encodes 540 amino acids. NCBI's taxonomy places the organism in Eukaryota, Viridiplantae, Streptophyta, Magnoliopsida, Gentianales, Rubiaceae.
AUGGAUGUUGGAUGCAGCGGAGUUGUUCUUCUCAUGAUACUGGCAGUAGCAAUAGCAGGAGCAGCAAAGGAGUCUGCUGUGAAUUUAUUAGAAGCUGAGGCACUGCACAAGAGUGGCUGGUGGGGAGACGGCAGUACUACUGCAACAAACAUCUCUGCCCACUGCCAUUGGUCUGGUAUCAUUUGCAACAAUGCUGGUAGCGUUACCGAAAUACUACUUCCAAACUGCGGAAUUCAAGAUGACUUGGCAAAUUUCAGCUUCUCUUCUUUUCCGAACCUGGUGCACUCUCCAAACUCACCUAUCUCAAUUUGGGUGAGCCCCGUCUUCUCUAGUAAACCUUACCAACUAGCACAACUCGAUGUUUCUUGGAAUUCGAUUGACAGCUUAAAUCCUUUAGAAAUUGGAAACUCGACAAAUUUGGUUACUCUAGAUUUGAGUUACAAUUCUUUUGGGGGUCCCAUCCUUCCCACACUUGGCCAAUUGUCUAAUUUACGUUCCCUUGACCUCAGCAAUAACCUCUUCAGUGGAACAAUUCCUUCAGCUCUUUUUAAUUUGACAAAUCUUUCCUGGUUACAUAUUCAAUGCAAUCCCAAAAUUGGAGGAUUUCUCUCAGAAGAAAUAGGAAAUUUGAAGAGAUUACUUGAAUUAGACUUGAGUUACGGUGCAUUUUCUGGCAGCAUCCCUCCAAGUCUUGGCCAGCUGUCCAAUCUACGGUCCCUUGACCUCAGCACUAACCACUUCAGUGGGACAAUUCCUUCAGCUCUUUUUAAUUUGACAAAUCUUUUCCGCCUAAACAUUCACUGGAAUCCUGCAAUGAGAGGAUUUCUCUCAGAAGAAAUAGGAAAUUUGAAGAGUUUAGUUGAAUUAGACUUGAGUUACGGUGCAUUUUCUGGUAGCAUCCCUCCAAGUCUUGGCCAGCUGUCCAAUCUACGCUCCCUUGACCUCAGCACUAACCACUUCAGCGGGACAAUUCCUUCAGCUCUUUUUAAUUUAACAAAUCUUUUCCGACUAGACAUUCACUCGAAUCCCGCAAUGAGAGGAUUUCUCUCAGAAGAAAUAAGAAAUUUGAAAAGUUUAGGUGAAUUAGACUUCAGUGGCCUUAAUCUUUCAGGUGCCCUUCCUUCAGCUCUUUGCGACCUAACCAAACUAGUAUCUCUUUCAGGUGCUGAGAAUCAAAUUUAUGGUUCCAUUCCCUCUGACAUAGGAAAUUUGAAAUAUUUGGAAUAUCUCCAUCUUGGGUCCAACCAGCUGACUGGUCAAAUCCCUCCGACCCUUGGCAAUCUGCCUUUUCUACAAAUUCUAGAUCUUUCCUCAAACCAACUUACAGGCCCAAUUCCUACCCAAUUUGGGGAUAAUAUUAAAUCCAAAUGGCACCUUUCGACUUUGGAUCUUUCCCACAAUAUUCUCUCUGGCACUGUCCCCUGGUCUCUUCUGCAACUGGGGGACGUCGACCUGUCCUAUAAUGCUUUGGAAGGUGAACUUCCGUGCAAGCUUGUCAUUCAGUUUGGUUCAGAUAGAUUUGUCGGCAAUCCACACUUGCGUCACGAUUCCACUCUUUGUGGUGCAUCUCCUUCUCCUUCUGUUAUGGGAAAUCACACUCCUUCUAUUGAAAGUGGAAGUUGA